Messenger RNA from Anopheles stephensi (Asian malaria mosquito), 2847 nucleotides. Its product is annotated as mucin-2-like. The record is from RefSeq and is a predicted model, not a curated record. Bases 754 to 2166 code for a protein of 470 amino acids. The transcript is spliced from 7 exons. NCBI's taxonomy places the organism in Eukaryota, Metazoa, Arthropoda, Insecta, Diptera, Culicidae.
UCAGUACGGUGUGCGAAUUCGCGCAAGAAGGUCGCGUUGUGCUCUCGCGUAUCCGAUUCCGAGCUGAGCUGAAAAGCCUACAGUGGUCGCCCCUCCACCUGAGCACUCGAUCGGGUAAGAUCGUCGGAUCGGGUUUGUUUUGACCGAGUGCGCCGGCAUCGACCGACUUUAGCAGGGCGUGCUUCGUCCAGUAGUGCUUACGACGGAGCUGCGAUCGAGCGUCACUUCUUGUUGGAGCAUGGACAUUAAUGGGUGCCGAAUAGGAAUAGAGGUUUACUCCAAAAGUUAUACAGUUCUCGUUCGGUUUGUGUCACAGUAAAGUGUGGUUCGAGUGUCGUCAGAGCCUGCUAAGAACGUUCGUGUGUCGUGCAGUAAAAUUUAUUCCAGUCCGGUGUAAGAUCUACACACUGACGAUACGCAACAGAGGGAAAAUCCCAACCUUACGCCGCGUGUGAUUGUGUCCGGUGAGAGUGCGUGUGGCCGGCCCGGUGUAUUACGUCCGAUACACGUGUGUGUAUAUGGAAGUCUAACUCGAGUUAAGCGGUUUCGGAGACAAUAGUGUUUAUGCUGGGAAACGGUCCCACCUAAGCAUCGAAACAAACGGCGCGAUCCAGUGGGGCAUGUGAGUUGGUGGUGCCAGGAACCAGGGGUUCUAUCAAGAUUAAAGUGUAAGUUGCGAGGCGUUCCGACGAGAGGCGCACAGAGACAACAGUUGUGUCAGCUCAAUCCCCGAAGAGGGUUACCCGUGGCAAGAUGCGUAAAGUUUGGCUGCUCGCCAGUGCCGUGCUGGCGUUUCUCAACUUUGUAAAAUCGCAGGAAGUCGCUCGAACACUGUACAGCACCAGAUACGACAACCUGGACAUUGACACCAUUUUGGGCAGCAAUCGGCUGGUGUCGAACUACGUCGACUGUUUGCUCAGCCGCAAACCGUGCCCACCGGAAGGCAAGGAUCUGAAACGAAUUCUUCCGGAGGCAUUGCGUACCAAGUGUGCCCGCUGUUCACCGAUUCAGAAGGAGAAUGCGCUAAAGAUCAUCACCCGCCUUUACUACGACUAUCCGGAUCAGUACCGGGCGCUGCGAGAACGCUGGGAUCCUUCCGGCGAGUACCAUCGCCGGUUCGAGGAAUAUCUGCGCGGGCUUCAGUUUAAUCAGAUAGGCGGAGGCGGCAGCGGCAGCAGCAAUGGUGGUACCGGCGUGGGUAAUACGAUCGAGAGCGGUGGCAAUGACAGGCCGGUAAGAAACGAUCUCGAUCGACAGCCCGCAUCGACACAGAGCAGCAAUGUGCAGCCGAUAGUGAUUGAUCCGACGCUGGCUGGACAGCCCGUCCAGCCACCAUCACCACAACCGCCGCUAGCUGUUGCGCCAGCGACCGAACGACCUAGGCCCCCGGCACCGGUUUCGGAAGGCUUUCCGUGGCCCACCGUCAUCACCGCCGGCACCACGGCUCCACCACCGGUAGUGGUGAAUCGGUUCGGUGACGAUGGUGGCAAUAGUCGACCGUCCAUUGCUCCAGUGCCUGCGGUGCCUGUUCCAGUGCCACAGACGACAACUACGCAGCGGCCUACCACCACAACGGUCCGACAGACGCGACCCGCUACACGUCAAACGACCACCAGAAAUACUCAGCGUACAACAACGAGAUUUAUAACGCGUGUACCUCCAACACCGCCACCACCAACAACAACAACAACAACACCACGCACUAUCACAACGACGAGGACGUCGACCAUUUUACAACAACGACCACCACCACCACCACAACCGUCUCCAGCACAACAACAACCAAUACUACCACCACAAGCACCACCACCACCACCACAACCAUAUCCAACAAUAAUAUACGAGCGUCCACAGGCUCCACCGAGAGCCAGUCCUCCGCCACCACCACCACCAGCUAGACCAUUCUACAUACCGCCGGAGCCUCCGCGAACGCCACCGACCACCCAGUCCGGACAGACCACCCCGGACAGCGUUAUUGAUCAUUUCUUUGUUCCACCAUCGCAGGCCGCUCAACUGCCGCCGAGUCCGAUCGUGGGCCUCUGGAACCAGCUCGGUACGAAGAUUGCCGAUACGGCGGACGCAAUCGCCGGGAUGCUGCAGAAGACGGUCGACGUGCUGGUGACGAGCCACAUCCAAUCGCAUCAGCGAGCCCUGCGGCGAUCCUAGACCAAGUCUCGCCCCCGGAAGCUCACCGAAGGAAGGACACUGGAGUGACACAGUACACAGAGUUGUUGUUGAAAUUAUGUGAGAAUGCUUGCCGUUUUAGGCAUUAGUUUUCCAUUUGCAGAGUAGUAGUAUGUUAUGUGUGGGACAGAUAUUGGAAGCCGAAAUUGAGAUGGUGACACAUCCCCCAUCCUUGCCAGUCCCAUGCACAGUGACUGAGAGAAAAUUCGACUCGAAAAAGAAAGGACAAUGCUGAAUGCGCGAAUAUAGAUUGACUCCUCCUAGAUUGGUAUCUUCCCAUUUAUUCCACUCUCUACCACAACGCACCCGAGUCCAGCUUCAAGGCCCCUGCGGUAGUUUGUGGUUUUGUCGUCCCCAACAAUCAAGAUCAAGCAAAUACUUCUGUGAUUGAGUGUGUCAGAGUAUGUGAUAGAAAUUAUUGUGCGUAUCGAGGUGUUUUGUUGUUGUAGAAGAAUUCUCUUACCCAUCCUUAUCGCUAUCCCAUGCAUCAGCGUACGGAACAUCUCUUACCGCUUUCGGGAGCUCCAUUUCGAAACCUGACAUGUGAAACGCAGGCGUGCGAAGCAAUGACAUAUUACAGGGUGAAUUUUUUAAAAGGUUCAUGGCAUAUAAUUGUAUCUGUAUGUUACUAUUGAAUAAAUAUAUUAUGUAUCAGACAAAAAA